Messenger RNA from Anopheles nili, 1340 nucleotides. Its product is annotated as serine protease inhibitor 2-like. Bases 16 to 1275 code for a protein of 419 amino acids. NCBI's taxonomy places the organism in Eukaryota, Metazoa, Arthropoda, Insecta, Diptera, Culicidae. The transcript has 3 exons. The record is from RefSeq and is a predicted model, not a curated record. Gene Ontology annotation, molecular function: serine-type endopeptidase inhibitor activity.
CUCGAGCUGGACGAAAUGGGGCGAACCUUCCAUGGACGCUGUUGGGCGCUGCUUUGCUGUGUGUUGGCUCUGACCAGCGCCGCCAAACCUAGGAAGUACGUUCAGAGUCGCUUCAGCGUCGACUAUCAGCCGUUUUCCGGAACAUGGAAUGACGACUUUGAUUGGGGUGUCAUCAAGGAAGUGCUGCAGAAAGCUCCCGGAAAUGCAGUAAUUUCGCCGCUCUCCAUUAAAGCGCUGAUGGCGCUGCUGUACGAGGGCAGUGCAAAUGAUUCCGAGACAGAACGUGAACUCCGUCGGGCGCUGAGUGGUGGUGAUCCUCAGACCAUGACCAAGCUGCAAGAAGACCUACUGCAGUAUAAGCAAAGUCAACCACAGCAGAAUCUGUUGAUCACCGAUCGCAUCUUCCAUGACAAUUCCGUGACGAUCGUGCACAAAUUCAACAGUAUCAUCACCGCCAAAUACAACGCAACCACCGCGGAGAUUGACUUUCGAGAUACAGUGGCGGCUGCGAAACAAAUUAACGAUUGGAUCGCACAGAACACCCACGAACGGAUUCGGGACGUGGUUAUGCCGGGAUCGCUGCAAGACGCCCUACUUCUGCUGAUCAACACGAUCUACUUCAAGGGCAUGUGGGCGAUCCCGUUCCCGACGAACGCGACCACCGAAAAGCCGUUCUACACGAGCGCUAAUGCCCAAUCUGAACCCAAGAUGACCACCUUCAUGAAGCAACGCGAACGAAUCUUCUUCUACAAGCACUCCGAGCAGCUGAACGCUCAAUUUCUGCGGCUUCCGUACGACUCCAACCAGCUGUCGAUGGUCGUGGUGCUGCCGGAUGAACAGGUUUCACUGAACCAGCUGCUCUCUAGCCUUACGGCUCAAACGGUUCACCAGGAACUAACCGAUAUGGCCGAAGAAGAAGUCGAGAUCGAGCUACCUCGGUUCACCAUCUCGUACUCCAGCUCGCUGAGGGACUGCUUGCAGAGGUUGGGCAUCGAGCGUGUCUUCAGUGACCAGGCUGAGUUGCCACUAAUUUCACGUGGACGCUCCACGCCACUGAAGGUCAGCACGGUGCUGCAGAAGAGCUGCAUUCUCGUGGAUGAACGGGGUACCGAGGCGUCUGCAGCCACCGAAGGAACGCUCGUGUUUACCAUUCUUAACCAACCGGUCAAGUUCAUUGCCAACCGGCCAUUCCUCUUCCUGAUCUACGACGAGGGCAAGGGCAACUGGUUGUUUGCUGGCAAAGUGGAAGAUCCCCAGCAUUAUGGGGUGGUGUAAUGACGUACAUGAUGUAUUGGGUGCAAUUCCGACACUGAAGAGGCUAAAUAAAGAAUGCUUUUACG